Messenger RNA from Erinaceus europaeus (western European hedgehog), 2007 nucleotides. RefSeq names its product epididymal peptidase inhibitor (gene EPPIN). NCBI's taxonomy places the organism in Eukaryota, Metazoa, Chordata, Mammalia, Eulipotyphla, Erinaceidae. Gene Ontology annotation, molecular function: serine-type endopeptidase inhibitor activity. Gene Ontology annotation, biological process: negative regulation of peptidase activity. Gene Ontology annotation, cellular component: extracellular region. The transcript is spliced from 5 exons. The coding region runs from base 70 to 897 and encodes 275 amino acids. The record is from RefSeq and is a predicted model, not a curated record.
UUGGCUGUUCAAAAGCAGUCAGACAUUUUCCUGUGCUAGAAUUACCGGACAGACCAGCUCUUCUUCAGAAUGGUUUCUUUCAGACUUCUGAGCAUCCUGGUGCUAUGUACUCUUCUCAUGAAUGUCCAAGGCCCUGGUGUGACUAAAUGGCUCUUCCCUAAGAAGUGCCCCAGGAUCCAAGAGAAAUGUGAUUUCAAAGAAAGGAAUCAAUGUGCAAAUGACAAACAAUGUCUGGAUAACAAGAAGUGCUGCACCUUCAACUGUGGAAAAAAAUGUUUAGAUCCCAAAGAAGAUAUAUGCAGUAUGCCAAAAGUAUCUGGUCCCUGUAUGGCUUAUUUUCGUCGUUGGUGGUAUGAUAAGGAAAAUAAUACCUGCUCCAGCUUCAUCUAUGGUGGCUGUCAAGGAAACAACAACAACUUCCAGUCUAAAUCCAUAUGUCAGAACAUCUGCCCCUUGAGAAGGCUGUGUCCCAGAGAUAGAGUGAAAUGUGAAAUGGCAGAAUGGAACCAAUGUACAAGGAGCAGACAUUGUCCAGGGAAGAUGAGGUGUUGUAUGUUCAACUGUGGAAAAAAAUGUUUAGACCUCAGAGAAGACAUAUGCAGUUUGCCGAAAGAAACUGGCCCCUGCCAGGCAUUUUUUCUGCGCUGGUGGUAUGAUCACGAAAAGGAAGUCUGCUCUGAAUUUAUCUAUGGUGGCUGUCAUGGGAACAAUAACAACUUUCAAUCUGAAGCUAUCUGCCAGGCCCUCUGCCAAAAGAAAAAAGUAAGUCCCAGGCAUCCCACUCUCCAGGGCUGUGCUAAGAUGUCUGUGUGUUGGCUGGCUCAUUCCAGGAACUUCAAGUCUAGGGCUGCAGAACUAGUCCAAUUAGGAGGUAAGAGUUCACCUCAAAGAGAAUAAAGCAGAGGAGGUUUUGUGAAGGAAGUUGGGAAGGAAGCAGUAACCAUCAGAAGGCAUAUGUGAGAUACAGAGGCUGAAAAGAAGCAGAUACAGUGGGGACAUCUGAGAUAAAUCAGAGGCUGGAUCUUUCUUUUCUACCAAAACUCAGCUCCAACUCUCAUCCUUUUCAUUUUUAAAAUUGUAACUAGGGCAGUCACAUGAUUUAUUGACCAAACCAAGACCCUUAGUUUUCUUUCAUUUUUUCCAAAUAUAUUUUGUUUUAUUUCAUUGGGAGAGAGGUACAGAGAGAGAUACAGAGGGAGCGAUAUCAGAGCCCUGCUCAGCUAUGGCUUAUGGUGGUGUGGGGGAUUGAUUUGGGAUCCUCAGACAUGAAACUCUUUUUGCAUAGACAUUUUGCAACACCUUAUACAAGAUUUAAUUUUCUUUAUUUUAUAAAAGAAACUAAAGCUCUGGUUUCAUCAUAUGUUGUGCUAGAGAUCAAAUCUGGGGUCUCACAUAGCCAAGCAUGCAUUUAUCCCUGAUCCUAAAACCAAGAAACAUUUGGAAGUGGAUGGGGAUACCAUUAGUUGGGACAGCAGGAUCAAGGUGGUGUGCUCCUGGAAAGACUUGAUUACUCCAUUUCUGUUUGGUUUUCCUGCAAAGGGUAAAAAUGUUAUUGUCUUCUUUCUUUUCCAUUAACAUUAGGUUCCUAAGGUGCACAGGACCCAAGUAUCUGACCAUUUUCUACCUUGUCUUGCAGAAUCGUUAUCUUUUUAGCUAAGCUAGGAAGAACAGGACCAACAUCCAGGACUGGAUGCCUGACUGGUACUCCAUAUUGGCUCCCACUGGUCAAAUCUGAGCUGCCAAGAUUAUGAGUGUUGCAAAAAAAAGCCAAACCAAACCAAAAAAAACCACCCUUUCUUCCAAUUCAGUUUCUCUUCAAAUUUAAUGUCCUUUGUUCUACUUCAGUAUGUGACUCUAUUGCUUCAGCCUUCAGAAGGUUUCAACUUCUCCCUAAUCAAGUGUUCUUUGAGGUAUGAGAUUUUGGAGGUUGAACAUUACAUACCUGCUUCCUGUGUGCAAUUUUUGGAAAACAAAAAGUCACUGGAUCUUCUGCUGACACCCAAAGAG